CUCUUAGACUUCUGAGCGCGCCAGGCUUCUGGAAGCUAGAGAACCAACCUCUGCAACAGGCGUGGGCGGAAGGCGGAGCCCCGCGAAACGACUUCUCCGCUGAGAGGCCCAGCAGACCCUGCAGAGGACCCCUGCCUCGCUGGCUCUGCCCCUCUAACGCUGGUGAUAGAAAUACGCUGCUGCGUCUGUUGCUGGCCACUGAGCUCGAACAGAUCCUACCUAGACUUGACUGACCCCCCCAGACCCAGCGGACCUACCUACCCGUGCUUGGUGCCAAUGGCUGACGGACUCUUUCAGCGCAAGCCCUGGGGCGUGGAGCAGAUGCGCCCCGACUCAGACGCUGAGUCCAAGGACCUGUUUGACAAGCCUCCCCUCGAAGAGCCCUGCGCGCCCCGGUCGGGGUCGGCCGCGGGCAAAAAGGCCGGUCGGCGCGCGGGCGGGAAGGCACAGGGAGCCCGCGUCGGGCCGCCCCCGAGGGCCGCUGCGAGCACCCCACCGGAAGAGGAGACGCCUCCGCUGGACGAGGGCUGCUACCUCGAUCAUUUCCCGCACCUCUCCAUCUUUAUCUACGCGGCCAUCGCCUUCUCUAUCACCUCCUGCAUCUUUACCUAUAUCCACUUACAGCUUGCCUGAGUGGCCAGGGCAGGAUGGGGUGGGCGCAGGGCCGACGGGGGAGGAAGGAUAAAAGAAGGGCUCAGUAUUUUUGCUUUGGAGAGGCGCUGCACCCCCUUAGUCUAUCUUUCGAUGCUGUUUCUUUUCUUCUAUGUCGUCGCUCGAUCUAAAUUGUCCAACCGUUAAAAAGUCCAAAGUACUGUACCUGUCAGAAAAAAAUUAACAGUGCUCUUUGCACCUACAGGUAGGGGUCGGGGACACAGACCUAACGUUUAGAAAACCGGGGUGUGAUUGAAUCUCGUUCACAAUCAAGGUUUUGUCUCUGUACGCUUUCUUCGCGAUGUGGGGACAUGCGCAGCUGAGAGCCCAGCAUCUCGUGUUUGGGAAGCGCAGAGCAAGCCCAGCCUUCUGUUCGUUAAGGGAUGAGUCAGACCUGGACCCCCCACCUUCCAGAGAAGGUCCUACGGGGAAGGUCGGCGCUCUGGAGCCCUGUGAUGCUGCAUUGCCCCAGGAGGCGCUGUGCUCGGAGCUGCCGAGCGCGGGGAGCAGGAAGGCCUGGUCACGCAGCGGGCUCUGCUGAGGCUGGGCAAGGUGAGUGGCGUGAGUGCUUCGCCCCCCAGGUCUUUGAGCUUGACCCAGACUGUGCGCAUUUUCUUGCCUUAGCCUUUGUUGUCGCUGCCAGAAGAGAUGUCCUCUCAGCCACGCCCAGGACGUGUCCCGACCGCGUGGAACCUGCAGCUGCAGACUUCCAGGGACACAGGCCGAGCUCGCAUGCUCCACUGGGAAACUCUCGGGGCCCUGGCUGGGGUCCGUGGGAGGGCUGUACCUGGGGCUGGGGCCCUUCUGGAGCUUGGAGAACCAACAUGAAGAGGUCCAGGGAUAUCAAUAGCAAGAGUUCCUGCCGGGGGUGUCAUCUCAGAUGUAAAAGGACUAAUGGGAGAACCCACCUGCCUUGUUUACUCAUGAAUGUCAAAUGUCCAAAUGUGGCGCUUUAAUACUGCAUAUAUCUUAAGGAAAUGCCUAUAAUUGUGUUAUCUCUAGUAGAGUAAAGUACCUUUUAAAUCUC
Molecule: messenger RNA, 1678 nt
Organism: Heterocephalus glaber (naked mole-rat)
Lineage: Eukaryota; Metazoa; Chordata; Mammalia; Rodentia; Bathyergidae
Source: RefSeq, a predicted model, not a curated record